AUGAAGAGUUACGCAGGGCACCCAAAGGCCUAUGGCGGGGACUUCAUCCAGGCCCGGAUCCUCUCUCCAAAGCUCAAUGCAAGUGCUUCGGGAGACGUCACCGACUUCCUCAACGGCUCCUACCGCGUGCGUUUCCGCUUGUUUUGGCCUGGAGAGGUGCAGGUCUCCGUGCGCCUGAUCCACUCCUCCGAGACAGUCAAACUCCUCCAGAGAAACUGGACACAGGAGUACCAUAAGACCGAACACACAGGAACCUUCAUCAGCGGGGAGAAAAACGAGACGUCUCUUUGCGCCUUUCGACUGAGCUCAGACAGACCCCUGUGUGAGUACAGGAAGAAGGAGGAUGGGGAAUACUACGCCUGCUACCGGCCGAAGACCCUUCCCUGCGACACCCUGGCCCUCACAUCAGUUCUCUUCCCUCCUGAGUAUCCUCAACUGACCAAUGAGGAAGCUCAGCUGUUGGACCAAUGGUCUUCUUCCUUCUGCCAGACAGGUCCCUUCCUCAGCGAAGAUGCCGUUACCAGAUGUUUAAAGGGAAAGACCCUCUACCUGUUGGGUGACUCCACUGCACGCCAGUGGAUGGAGUAUUUGGAACAAAAGCUAAAAGCCCUGGACAGCAUAGCAGCAGUUGGUGGCGGGCAGGAGGACGUGAUCGUGGUCAUUGGAACUGGUCAGCAUUUCCGGCCCUCCCCCCCAGAAGUCUUUAUCCGAAGGCUCCUAAAUAUCCGCCGGGCGAUCCUGAGGUUACAAGCCCGCUGCCCCCAGGCACAAGUUUUCAUAAAGCUGGAGAACAACAGGAACCACUACAGGUUAAUGCGAUUCAGUAACUGGUAUGGCUACAUGCAAAACCUGGCCCAGAGGAAGGUGUUUGAGGACAUGAAGGUGGCAGUGGUUGACCCCUGGGAUAUGACUGUGGCCACCUACAGUCUGAAGGUCCAUCCAGAUGAUUUCAUCAUUUCUAAUCAGAUUGCUGUGGCCCUGUCGUUCUUCUGCCAUUAG
Conger conger (European conger) is the source of this 999-nucleotide messenger RNA. Its product is annotated as NXPE family member 4-like. The transcript has 3 exons. The coding region runs from base 1 to 999 and encodes 332 amino acids. The record is from RefSeq and is a predicted model, not a curated record. Lineage: Eukaryota; Metazoa; Chordata; Actinopteri; Anguilliformes; Congridae.